Molecule: messenger RNA, 4685 nt
Organism: Cavia porcellus (domestic guinea pig)
Lineage: Eukaryota; Metazoa; Chordata; Mammalia; Rodentia; Caviidae
Product: cytochrome P450 4A12B
Exons: 13
Coding region: 70-1596 (508 amino acids)
Molecular function (GO): monooxygenase activity; oxidoreductase activity, acting on paired donors, with incorporation or reduction of molecular oxygen; heme binding
Source: RefSeq, a predicted model, not a curated record
UGGGCAGGCAAUCUUCCACAAAACAGGCCAGGUGGUGAGACUAGUCAGAGAUCCCGAAGCCACUGCACCAUGAGCGUCUCUGCAUUCAGCCCCGCCAGAUUCCCAGGCAGCAUCUCUGGAUUCCUCCAAGUGGUCUCCCUGCUCAGCCUGCUUCUGCUGCUGUUCAAAGCAGCCCACUUCUACCUGUGCAGACAAUGGCUGCUCAAAGCUUUCCAGCAGUUCCCGUGUGCACCCUCCCACUGGCUUUUAGGGCACAAGAUCCUGCCAGAAGACGAGCUGCAGCAGACGCUGAAAUGGGUAAAGGAAUUCCCAAGUGCCUAUCCUCGCUGGUUCUGGGGGAGUGAAGCUCACCUGAUCAUCUACGACCCUGACUACAUGAAAGUGAUUCUGGGGAGAUCAGAUCCAAAGGCCAUUUCUUUCUACAGAUUCCUGGCACCCUGGAUUGGGUAUGGUUUGCUCCUGUUGAAUGGACCAACAUGGUUCCAGCACAGGCGAAUGUUGACCCCAGCCUUCCACUAUGACAUCCUGAAGCCCUAUGUGGAAAUCAUGGCCAACUCUGUUCGAGUGAUGCUGGACAAAUGGGAAAAGCUCAUCAGUCAGGAUGCCUCUAUGGAGAUCUUUCAACCUGUUUCCUUGAUGACACUUGACUCGAUCAUGAAGUGUGCCUUCAGCUACCAGGGCAGUGUCCAGCUGGACUGGAAAUCCCGGCCCUACCUCCAAGCCAUUGAGGAGAUGAACAACAUGUUUUUUUCCCGUGUAAGGAAUAUGUUUCACCAGAAUGACACCAUCUACAGUUUGUCGUCAAAUGGCCAACGCUGCAAACGUGCCACUCAGAUUGCCCAUCACCACACAGACCAAAUAAUAAAGCAGAGGAAGGCUCAGCUGAAGGAUGACAAAGAGUUGGAGAACAUCAGAAAAAAGAGACACUUGGAUUUCCUGGACAUCCUCCUGUUUGCCAGAACAGAAAAUGGGAGCAGCUUAUCAGACGAGGACCUGCGUGCUGAGGUGGACACCUUCAUGUUUGAGGGCCAUGACACCACAGCCAGUGGUAUCUGCUGGACCUUGUAUGCUCUUGCUACACACCCCAGCCAUCAACAGAGGUGCAGGGAAGAGGUCCAGAACCUCCUGGGAGAUAAAGGCUCCAUUACUUGGGAACACCUUGACCAGAUGUCCUAUACCACCAUGUGCAUCAAGGAGGCCCUGAGGCUCUAUCCACCAGUUCCAUCAGUUGGCAGAGAGCUCAGCAAACCUGUUACCUUCCCUGAUGGAAAAUCUUUACCCAAAGGUAUUAACGUCAUACUCUCUUUUCAUGGCCUUCACCAUAACCCGAAGGUGUGGCCAAAUCCUGAGAUAUUUGACCCUUCCCGAUUUGCACCUGAUUCUUCCAGACACAGCCACUCAUUCCUGCCCUUCUCAGGAGGACCAAGGAACUGCAUUGGGAAACAAUUUGCCAUGAAUGAACUGAAGGUGGCUGUGGCCCAGACCCUGCUCCGUUUUGAGCUACUGCCAGACCCCACCAGGGUCCCCAUCCCCAUACCACAAAUUGUGUUGAAGUCCAAAAAUGGGAUCCACGUGUAUCUCAGGAAGCUCCACUAACCUUGAGUUCUGUUUGCCAUAUGAGAUAACAUAAUCCUGAGCUUCAAUGCUGAGGCAUUGGACAUCCUGGGAAAACAUUAUGCAGUCUGCCACUGUCCCUCCUGAACUGUCACUGGAUUUCGCCUGCAAGGCGUCUAUCUACCUGUAUUUCUCUCACUCGAGCUUCUCCAUCUCCUUCUUCCUUGCAAUAAGGUUCCUAAUGUCACAUGGAGUGUCUUGGCCUCUUGUAAGACUAUGGCAGGAAAAAAGAAAUUGAAGGAAAGGAGACAAGUCCCUUCUGAGGAAGAAGAAAAUGACAUGUGGCCUGUGGUGCCAGAACUUCUUCUUGACCUUAUGGAGCCCACCCUCUUUGAGUGGCCUCACACAUGUGACUCCUCAUGCUCCAUACCAAUCCAGCUGCUGAGGCUCCAGUAGCUGAGUUUAGACAAAGGUCUUUUCUCUGGGAUCUCAGAGAAACUCACAUCUGUCAAGGAAGGAGACAAAAGCCUCUAUUAUAUUCAAGGACUAACGUUACUUGCCCUAGACUUUUCAGAAGCUCCAGCUAAAACCCAUCUGAGCAGGAAAGCCUUCCAACCUGAUCUGGCAUGAGAGCCUCAGGACCUUGCUAUUCACAGAUCCAAUGAGAUGUGAGAAGAGAACCCGGCCUGGCCAUGUCACCAAGUCACCUGUCAGCCUCCUUCACAAAUAGGACCUUAAUACUCCUCAGGAGGCUCAGAGAAUGGAAAACUGUCAGUCAAGAGCUGGCAAAAAUCUCCUCAUCUGAUGGGAGGGGAUGUCAGAACCCAAGCAGCUCGUCCUGCCCCAUGAAGUCUCCCUGGCUGGCUACCCUGAAAGAUGAGGGGCAUCAACAACUCUGCCCACAGUUGGAGGCUUCCUGAUUCCUGGUACUUCUGACCCUGGUCCUGCUCCCUACUUGCAUCCCUCUAGGUACUACCACCAGAUUCCCUGGUCUUCUGUUCUUGCUUCUGUGAGUCUCCAUUAAAUAAGCCUCUGCUUGUUUUGCUGGUUCUGAGCACAGAUUCCCCAGUUGCCUCAAUAGCUGUAGAUGCUAUAGACAGAACUUCCUGCAGUCCUAUCUGAUGUCCCCAGCAUGUUAUGGUCUGUAUGUUCUCUCUAAGUUGAAACCUGCUGCCAAGACUUCUGUCCCAUCCUUCUGGCCUCCUAAGUCACUGGGCUCAUUUGGUCUUGCUCUGAAGAGGGGCAGGAGAGACCAGACUGGAUUCUAAACCAAGAGGAAAGGGAGAGUUGGGAAAAAGAGUUAUCUGGGAAUAUCACAAACAGCAUGUCCAGCAGCAGGCCCAGCAUCAGGAGGUGCAAAAAGUGGUGCAGGGCAUGUUCAGAGCACACAGGACAAUAGAAGCUCAGAAUUCUGGAUGACCAGCCAUGAACAUGUGGUGCAACUACAGGACUCCACAGGAUAGGGAAGUGUGACUCAAAAGUGACCUUGCUGCCUCCAAACAAUAGGCAAGACCCAGGUUGAGUUCCAUUCAUGUGCACAACCCCCUCAGACACAUGAAUAGACACAUAAGCCACUCUUGUGUACACCCUUUGCAGACAACACACUACCCACACACACAUGCACACACAUUCAUUUCUAGGGUCACAGGAGCCAGCAGUGUGUGUGUUUGAAGAUCUAGAGGGGUUAAAGAGAACUCAUCUGUGGCACCUAUCACUCACAGCCUCCAUCCUCUCUCCUCCAGGGAGCCUCUCUCCACUCUAAUACCAGACCUUUCAGCUCUAUUUUUCCAUCAGCAUCCAUCCUCAGGAGACUGUCAGUACUAACCUUGGAAUAGAGUCAGUUCAAGCUCCUCACAGAUGAGUUUCUCACAGGCUCCUUCUGUUAAUACUGAAAUAGGAUCACAGUCUACUCCCAUCAGGGGAUGUUGACCCUGCCCACACUUAAUGACUGCAUGGGUGCUGAAGGUCUGGAGAGACUUAAGAAAUGGAUACAGUUGUGCUCAGAUGCCAAUCCAGAGUAUAAGAUGGUUAUGACCUCAAGGCUUAACUCCCACCUAGGUCUAUAUCUUCUAUAAGGUGAUCACUGCUGGAGGCAUAGCUCCCAUUCCACAAAAUUGUGAUGAUUGUGAUGAUCGUCUUCACUUGUACAGAGAGCAGUCUAUUGAGAUACUGGAACACAGCAGGCUGUUGGUAACAUGAGGUGCAGAACAGACAGCCAAAAGUUAUACCCUGGCUAGGUCCUCUGAAUUAUACUCAGUUGGGCAAGGAGAUUUGGAUCUUCAGCAGAUAGCGUAUGGCAGGUCAGCCUGAGUGAAACUUUCUUCUGAGAGUGAAAAAAGCAGUAUCCUGGAGGAUUUAUCUGCCAUGGUGCACCCUCAGAGCACCAUCGAGACAUCACCAAGUUCCAAAAUUGGAAUUCUUCUCUCCUGUCCCUAACCCCAAUCCUGAGUCCUCUUCCUUCUAUAACUGUAAUUCCUGGACUGCAGGCUCUUAGUGGCCUUACACCUUGAACCCCAGAAGUGUAUGAGCUUACAACCAUCAUGCAGUUGCUGCAGGAGCUGCCAGAAAAGACCUCUAAGUCAUCACGUAACCCCAUGCCUGAGGCUUUCCUCAAAAAUUCUUUGUACCUUCCUACCUCACUCAUGACUCAACACCUGAUUCAAGGGACGUUUUCUUUCUCCAGGAAGUCCCCCUCUAAUGACAACUCUGCCAAACUUCCCUGGCCUAACUGUGAAUUCCCAGAGCAUUACAUGACUGAGACCUUAAUGCUGAGAAUGCACGAUGCCACAGAGAAUCACUCAGCCAAGGAAGAAACCCCACAAAACCAUCCUGAAUAUUCUUUGACUUUGGCAAUGGGAAUUUGCUUUAGAAUUACUCAUUAUUUUGUAUAGUUUUGAUUUAGAUAAUUUUUCUUCAUUUUAAUUAUAUUAUACAUACACAAUUAAACGUAAAAACACAUCUCCAUGAGGGACAAUUCCCUGAGCCACCCCACAAUCACAUGCUACCAGGUCAUAAUCAUGAAUCCACAGCAAAGCUUCUACUGUAUUCACUAUGUCACUAAGGCUGCAAAGCACAUUUCUCCUACAUUUUAGAAAGACUGUUAAUUAUAGGAGAUAAAUGACACUUCUUGA